UGAUCUCCAUGAGCAUGCUUCAGUUUAUGACAGCGUGAUAUUUGCGGGGAAAGUUAUGCAUUGAAGGAUCACCUAACCAAGCAUUUGACCGAGCAUAAAAAAAAACGUUCUCCCGUCCUAGUGACAGCAAAUGUGAUGUGUGUGGCAAUGACUGCAAAUCGGAACUUAACUUGAAAUUGCACAAACACAUUCAUGCAUUCAUACGACCGGGACGUAGAAAGGCCGGCCGUUCAAUUCAUUCAACUUUCUUAUUGAUUCUCAGUCAUCCAUGUCCGAGAAAAAAAAGAAAAAAUAUGGAUUAGUGUUUUUUAAUAACAUCUUUGUGAGGCCGGUCAUGAUGGUUUGACGGAUAAGAACUGAGGACAUGCGUUUUUAUUUAAAUUAUAUUGACACUUGGGUCCCAUAAGUAUUACUACAGCAUGUUCACAUUUCGUUAUCUUCGGUUGAUCCUUGACAGUGUUACCAUCCGCUCAGGCACUUUUGGGCAUCUGGUCUGACUGGACACUGACUCACAAUCGAAAUGCAUCACUACCAAUUUGAUACAACGCACCCAUAGGCACGGUAAAAUGUAUUUUAUCAUACACACAAGCACACACACACAUACACACAUGCAUACAUACCUACAUGUAUUACACACGCAAGUAUUACAACAUUGAGUUACUAUUUCUACUCUAAUAGAUCCUAACUAAAACCAGUGUGCCGAUAGUCAUCUCAUUAGUAGAGUCACUGUGUUAUUUUAGCAAUCACUCGACUUUCAAUAAAUGAAUGGUGAUAAAAUCGAAAACAAAGUCUUUGUCUCGUCUUUAAGAAACAAUAACGCAUAGCAGUAGUUCGGAAGUGGUUCAAUACUGCUGUUUUAGCGAAGCAAAAUGCUCCAAAUUUCAUGUUACUUCUGAAAUUAAUCUAUCAAACAGAGAUAACAGAUCUCACUCUAACUAAUGGUUCUCGUAUAUGAAAUGACUAAUGGAUUUGAGAUGAAUGGGGGUACCGUUACCCAAUUUCUAUCUCUUCUAAUGGUUGAUCGUUAGUACUGAGCUGAAACGGUGGCCUUUAUUACCUUUCCUGCAUGCGCUUACUCUUACAUUUCACUCACACAUCAUCUCACCCAUCAGGUCCCAAACGAUACAUCCUCACAAUACAAACUGGAUGAACAUCGUUUGACAGCUAUCAGUGGUUUGCUCAUUGGUUAAGUCAUUAUUAUUUCGUUCUAUUCUACAAUAUUCUAUCUCAUUCCACAGUAAUCCAUUGUACACAAACCACCAAUAAACGUCAAAUAUGAACUCGAUUCACCGUUCACCGGUUGUCAUCGUGUGAAACCCAAUUGGGAUACGUUCACUCCACUUAACUUCCACUUCACACUGGUAAUAAGGGCCGGUAGUAUGAAAAUAAAACAUAAAAAAGAGCUCAGUUAAGCCCUACCGGCCUCUCCAACCCCGGAUGUUGGAGCGUAAUCCCAAGCAACCAGAAGUUCCACAAUUACUUAAAAAGUCCACUUUUUUGCUGCUUAAAAGUACGCGCGGAACUUUUGAGAACUUGAAAGUACAGAUCAAGUUCCGCGUGAACUUUCUAGCUGCUUAAGAAAACACGUGGCAAUUUUUGACAGUUCGAAGUACAGAACAAGUUCCGUGUGAACUUUCUCGCUGUUUAAGAGUGCACGUGGUACUUUAGCAACUUGAAAGUACAAAACAAGUUCCGCGUGAACUUUUUUGCUGCAUAGAAGCUGAACAAUGUAUUCUAGAAGCAGCUUAGAAGUUCGUUCCGCUGCGUCGCGCGAACUUUCAAGUGUGGAUAAUUACUUGAAAAAUGGGCUGCUUAGAAUGCUGUUGAUUAACUUUGAGAGCUGCUUAAGCCAAAUCAGUCCCUUUUAUCCGAACUUUUGGUUAGUUGGGAUGCAAUCAACAUCUUAUUCAUUUAAUUCAAUUAUGAAACUAAAAGUUGUAACGCGUAUCUUUAUCAAAUUGUAACGCUAAUUGAUUGUAUGUGAUGAUGUUUGCAAUACCGUCAAGCCCACCAACCAAUGGGAGGGACAAAGUUGUACUUCCACAUUUUUUUCAAAUCUAUUUUCCUUGAGUAAAGCUAAACUGAUGAAAAAUUUUCUGACUGAGUUGGAUGAAUUUCGCAGGUUUUUUUUCAAUAAAAAAAAUAGAGAUCAUGUAGACUUUGAGCUUUGGUAGAAAGAGAAACGAAUGAAGGACGGGAUGAUGCACAUUCGGUGUGACUGCGAAGGGUGCGUGUUAGAAUGUGAAGUUUACCGCAGUAGAGUACUUAUCAGUAUGUGCACACAUUCGAUUUCAAUUGAAUUGAAUGAAGAUUUACAGUACUGGUUGGAGUAAAAGAAGUCUCAUUGCCCUUAGACAUAGAUGUCUUUUUGUCCAUUGUAUUACACGGCUUACCAUAGUGAACGAUUUGCUUACAGUAUUGACACGUAGUCUGCUGGCUUUCAUACAUGACCAACGAUAUACCUUCACACUUAAAACCGAUUCUCGAGCUCGGCAUAAUGAAAUGCCGAAUUAUAUCGGUAACACUUAAUUUUACUGAUUAUUCAGUAAUUAACAUGCUCUUUUCCGAAAAUCGUUAAAGUUCUGUGCUGAUAUCUCGGUGAAGCGAGUUCUUUUGCUGAAGUUUGGCAAAAUAUUAUACUGAACGUGUCAGUAAACAACAAAUAUACCGAGAUCAGCAAAACCGUUUGCCGAGAUUACGAACAGCGACUUAGCUUUUACUCAAACUCAGUGAGACACUUGUCAUCUAAUGUUUCCUUUCGAUUUUCCAAGCAUCACGUCGCCAUUGCUGGAACUGGAACUGGAAAACAUCUAAAUUGGACGAAGAAAAAAGAUUUGUAUAUUUUGUUAAAAAUAAGUAAAAUCGAAAACUAUCUAAUUUGCAUAUAUAUUUAUAUCCGCUUAUUUACAGGUAAAGGCGUGAGGAGCACUAGAAACAAUUGUCUUUAGCCGUGAUGUUUUCUUUUGGUGUUUGCGCUCUUUUGGUUUGCUGAAUUGAAAUGAACAUCAAUAAAAUAUUCCUUUCACCAACAUUAUUAAUUUCAUUCAAAAAUAAAAAAAUAUCUUUUCUAUUUUCGAUUACUGAUGACUCGGCAAUUCAUGAUUCCAUCCUGAUAACUUUUGCCGAGCUGACAGCAAAAUUUCUGCUGACAAGUUCGGCAAUAAUUGACAGUUGACAAAUUUUGGAUUGCCGAGAUUCUCAGUAAUUAUACAUUUUGCCGAGACGAUUACCGAGCACUCGGCUGUGCAAAUCUCGGCAUUUUUUACCGAGAUUCAGCAAGAAAUUUUAAGUGUGUUCUGUCGAAUUCGAAGACUACAAAAGAUCUAAAUACAAAAGAUGAUUUUUUUUCGUGAAGCGCAUGAGUAAGACACGUACACUAUCCAGAACACCCGGGAAAAAGUUCUUCCAUUGUUCCCUCUCGAUGGAAAGAAUUUCUCCUCAUUGUGACAAAAAAAAAAGAAUUGCGCCGAAUUGCUCCGAUUCGUAGAUCUUGAGGAGAGGUGAAUGACUGUAGCCAAUUCCAGAAGUUCCGGAAGCAGCAGUCUAAACAGAAGUGAAAUCGAUUGAUUUCUGACAGACAUGAAAUAAUAAUUAAGGUUUUCAGUAAACAUUGAACUAUUUCCUUGGAGUGAAAAGUGAAAAUUUAGUCUUCCAGCUUAAAAGUUGUAUAUAGGUAAACGUAAGGGUUCAUGUCGUUUUAAAUCCUGUGAUUUGCAGAUGGUGGUCAUAUUCUCCAGUAUUUGUUUUUUUUUACGAGACAAAGGAUAACAGAGGUGUUUUGGCCCCCUUCAGGAUGGAUUUUAUUUUGGCCCACUUUGUAAAAAUAUCCAAUAAAUGUUGUGAUAUCUUUGAAAAAUCCUUCCGCAAUAGGUAAUUAAAUGUGAUUAGCUUCAAAUUGAUGCAACAUGAAUUACUUAACAUCGAUUAAAUCCAUAAAGUUUGUUAGGUGAGCCAAAAUACCUCCGUUACCCUACACACUAAGAUUUAAUUCCGUUGUUCGGUAAUAUUUUUGACGAGAACUUUCGGUAAUCUGACCAAUAUUUCGGUACAAGAGUUUUAUUUUACAAUAAUUAUGCCAAUUUUCACCGGACGAUCAGUUUUACGUAAAUUUUGAUUACUGAAUUCUAAAUAUAUACAAUUCAUACGGUAAAUCUGAAUAGUCGCCGAGUACGGUAAAAACCAUACUCUCCGUAUGGUAAAAUUAUCUUCCAAUGACCGAAAUUCGGUGAAAACUUAUUGUCGUGAAACUAACUACUGUCAAACAGUUAUUAAAAUUUUCAGAAAGUGUCUUUUUAUUACCCAAACGAAAAAAAAAUUUGAAGGGUUCAUCGAAUGGAUUGAGGUACAGGUGCUAAAGUUUUUAAAAUAUUAGAGCCACUAAAAGCUUUUUGUUUACUUAUAGGCAGAAAAUAAUUUUGUAAGAGCAGCCCGAGAGCUGACCCAGAGUCGCCAGAACAACUUUUGAUGAGUUUGUUUUAGCAACCUGGGGUCGCUCUAGAUCGGACUCCAAUCGCGUAGUUUCGCACUGAAAAUUUUCUCGCGUCGCACCACGCAUCCAUGCGAGUUUGAUUAUUUUUUCCUUUUUUUAUAUGAGUAGUUGUUUAGGGCGCGUACCACGUGUUCAUUUUACUCGGAGUCAGAGUCGCCCGCGUGUAGGUUCUGAAACGAAAACGGUAUUAAUUUUGAUUUACUAUAUCGAAAAAUCAAAUAAAAUGUCAGCUUUAUCGUAGAAAUAAUGCGUAAUAUGUAAGUGAACAUUGUAAACAAUUUAUAUGUAGUCUACAAUUGCUUGACGAAAUAAAUGAACAGUUUCUAAAUAUCAGUCCAUUGAAACCUAUAUGUGAAAAGUAGGGCGGAAAAUAUUCACAUAAUUUUUCACGUAACAAUAAUGUGAUUAUUUUUUUGAGUGUAGAUUUCAUUCAUCAUCUUGGGUUGAAUCGAUGCAGUUCCGCUAUCUUGUCGUAUCGCAAUCUUUGCUAACUGUCAGUGAAAAUUGGAUUUUUUUGAGCGAAGGAAACAAUAAUUAUUGCUUAUCGUUAUCUGUUCUUCGGAAAUUCGACGUUGGAUUUUAGAUGAAAACUAUCGGACAAUACAGCCCAAGUAGCGGUGUCAUCAAUCUGCAACAUCUCAAGUGAGGAAGAAUCAUAGAAGGAAGGAGAAAACAUCUUCGUACCUGGAAUAACAUUACGGCAAGAGCGUGUGGUUUUUUCUCAGAUAAAUGAGUCCCAACCAGGUACGGGAUGUCAUCAAAGGACUAUAGAAGAAAAACAGCCAAGUAGCUCAGUAGCAUCUUCCAUCAUAACAAACGAUUUUCCAGAUCAAAAUAAACACCUGAUUCGUAAAGAACUAAAGUUAGUAAUAGUUGCAGGAUAAGUUAUAAUUUGAACGGGAACCUAACUAAAUAUGUUCGUCGAUACCGGAGUAAAGCCGUUCGAAAGUGAUGUGUGUGACAAUGGAAUUCGCAACACUGAAAAGGAACGCCAGCUCAAUGUUCAUACCGUCAAACGAUUGUACAAAUGCACUGAAUGCGGAAAAGAUUUCCACACUCAAAUAAAUCUUAAUCGGCAUAUGUACAUUCACACUGGCAAGAGGCCGUUCAAAUGCACUGUAUGCGGAAAAUGCUUUGUUUCAAACGGUGUCCGUAGCACGCACAUGUCUACACACACGGGUGAUUAUAAGUAUGUUUGUGAUGUAUGUGGCAAAGGAUUUGUGCACAGACGGCGUUUGGAGGACCACAAAUACAUUCAUGCCGGAGAGCGGCCUUACAAAUGCGCGGUAUGUGAAAAAGAUUUUAAAACCAAACCGAUUUUGGACAUACAUAUGCUGAAUCACACAGUGGAUCGUCCACACAAAUGCACUGUAUGUGGUAAAAGUUUUGCCAUUAAACAUCGCCUAAUUAGACACCAAUCCACACAUACGGGCGAUUAUAAGUAUACUUGUGAAGUGUGUGGCAAAGGAUUCGUGAACAGUUCACGCUUGGCAGAUCACAAGUUCAACCAUACGAAAGAGCGGUCUUAUCAAUGCACUAUAUGCGAAAAAGAUUUUACUACUAACAAUUACCUAACCCAACACAUGUUGCUUCACACUGGUGCUCGACAUCAAUGUGAAGUGUGUGGCAAAGAAUACUCUAGCCACAUUUAUUUGAAAUUGCACAAGUGCAUUCUUACAUAUGAUCAGUCGAUUGAUCCGUUACCAAUGGAAACAACAGAUCAGGAUAGCGACAUUCUAACCAAACAGGAGAAUAUAACAAUUGAACCAACGAAACUCGAUAACAAUGACAACGUAAAUAAACAAGCUUAUACCAAUGGUUACUGCGAUGAUCUAAAUGAUAAAGUAUCCUGUCAGCUACAAGAUGUUAUGCCAGAGAUGGAACACAAGUGUCAGAUUUGUGAUAAAUACUUUGCUAACAAAGAUGAUCUUCAUGAGCAUGCCUCAGUUCAUGAAAGCGAACGACCAUUUAGUUGUGAUAUUUGCGGACAAAGUUAUGAAUCGAAGGAUCAGCUAACCAAGCAUAUGACCGAGCAUAUUGAGUGUCCUAAUGAUAAAUAUAAAUGUGAUGUGUGUGGCAAAGAGUUUCGUGACAACCAAACAUUAAAGUUCCACAACAGUAUUCACACCGGAGAGCGACCGUACGAAUGCACAGUAUGCGAAAAAAGCUUUGGUUCCAAAAGUAUCCUAAGGACACACAUGUCUACACACACGGGAAAUUAUAGGCAUAGUUGUGAUGUAUGUGGUAAAGGGUUUGUGCACAGAUCGCAUUUGAAUGACCAUAAAUACAGUCAUACCGGAGAGCAACCUUACAAAUGCACUGUGUGUGGAAAGAUUUUUUCGACUAACACUGCUCUAAGUUUACAUUUUUCCUCACACACGGGUAAUUAUAAGUACGAGUGUGAUGUUUGUGGCAAAGGAUUCAUGAUACAAUCCCGUUUGAAAUACCACAAAAACAAGCAUACGGGAGAGCGACCUUACAAAUGCACGGUAUGUGGAAAAUGUUUUGCUUCUAACCAUCGCCUGAUUUCACACGAAUCCACACACACGGGUGAGUAUAAGCAUACGUGUAACGUGUGCGGCAGAGGAUUCGUGGACAGUUCACGCUUGAUAGACCACAAAUAUAGCCAUACGGAAGAGCGGCCAUAUCAAUGCACUAUAUGCGAAAAAGGUUUUGUGACUAGAAAUAACCUGAACCAACAUUUAUCAGUUCACUCAGGUAGUCGAUAUAAAUGUGAAGUGUGUGGCAAAGAAUACUCCAGAAAAAAAAAUUUGAAACUGCACCAACGCAUCCAUACAUCUGAUCAGUCGAUUGAGUCGAAUACAAAGAACGAAUCCACACAAUUAGAUAACAAUGACAAAAUCAAUGAACAAAUAAACACUAAUAGUAACAGCGUCGAAUUCGAUUUACAAUCAAACCCUCAUGAGAAGGUAUCCAACCAGCUACAGGAUGUCAUGUCAGAGGAUUUAUGCUAAGAUCACGAUUGAAAAAUCCCAAAUUAAAAUUGCACAAACGCAUUCAUUCAUCUGAUCAGUCGAUUGAUCCGUUACAAAUCAAACCAGCAGAUCACGAUAGCGUGAAUAUAAUUGUAUCUUAUUAAAAUUAUCUUGCAGAUAGAGCAUUCCAGGUUUCUCUGAAUAAUGCACUUUCAGGAAGAUUUACUAUUCCUGCUGGUGUACCCCAGGGAAGUAUCCUAGGUCCCAUUCUAUACAACAUUUCUACAUCAGACAUCCCACCUCUUCCGGGUGGUGGUGUUCUGUCACAAUUUGCUGAUGAUACUGCCAUUCUUUACAAAGGUCGUUUCAUUAAUGCUCUGAAGAAUAAACUACAGACAGGUCUGGACGCUCUAACUGAAUAUUUUACAAGCUGGAAAAUUGUGAUCAAUGCAGCAAAAACUCAAGUCAUCUUGUUUCCACAUUCAAGAUCUCCAAAACUUGUUCCAUCAGACGAAUGCCGAAUACGAUUCGGUGAUGUGGUCAUUUAAUGGUCCGACGAAGUUAUCUAUCUAGGACUCACCUUUGACAGACAUCUGAUAUUCAGGUCACAUGUUGACAAAAUCGUUCAAAAAUGCAGCAUACUCAUUAGGUCGCUGUAUCCGCUGAUUUGUAGAGCAUCUAAACUGUGCCUGAAGAAUCAGAUGGCUGUCUAUAAAAAAAUCAUCUACCCCGCAAUUGAAUACGCAGUCCCUGUUUGGCGGGGCUGUGCACGAACACACAAACUUAGGCUUCAGCGCAUUCAAAAUAAGAUCUCAAAGAUGAUUCUAAAUCUACCCCCUUGGACAAGGACUAGUGAAGUACAUGAGAUGGCCUCCCUGGAUAUACUAGAACAAAAAUUCGAACAAUACUGCACGAAAUUUGAAGAGAGGUGCUCAAUCUCUGAAAUACAAAUAAUUCAAAAUUUGUACGUAUUAGGUUAGGGAUAGUUAUAAGUAGGUAGAUAUUUUAUUAAUAAUUAAAAUAAAAGGUGAUUUUUUUGAGGUUAGGAUUUUCAUGCAUUAGUAUUUGCUCAGAUUUUUUGAGGUUAUGAUUUUCAUGCAUUAUUAUUUGCUCAGUAUGCUCUGACAUUUCAUCAUGAAUAGACUUACUAACGAGCAACGCUUGCAAAUCAGUGAAUGGGCCCUAGAAAAGUUGGCAGAAAAUCCGCUUUUUUAUCGACAAAUUUUGUUCAGCGAUGAGGCUCAUUUCUGGUUGAAUGGCUACGUAAAUAAGCAAAAUUGCCGCAUUUGGAGUGAAGAGCAACCAGAAGCCGUUCAAGAACUGCCCAUGCAUCCCGAAAAAUGCACUGUUUGGUGUGGUUUGUACGCUGGUGGAAUCAUUGGACCGUAUUUUUUCAAAGAUGCUGUUGGACGCAACGUUACAGUGAAUGGCGAUCGCUAUCGUUCGAUGCUAACAAACUUUUUGUUGCCAAAAAUGGAAGAACUGAACUUGGUUGACAUGUGGUUUCAACAAGAUGGCGCUACAUGCCACACAGCUCGCGAUUCUAUGGCCAUUUUGAGGGAAAACUUCGGAGAACAAUUCAUCUCAAGAAAUGGACCGGUAAGUUGGCCACCAAGAUCAUGCGAUUUGACGCCUUUAGACUAUUUUUUGUGGGGCUACGUCAAGUCUAAAGUCUACAGAAAUAAGCCAGUAACUAUUUCAGCUUUGGAAGACAACAUUUCCGAAGAAAUUCGGGCUAUUCCGGCCGAAAUGCUCGAAAAAGUUGCCCAAAAUUGGACUUUCCGAAUGGACCACCUAAGACGCAGCCGCGAUCAACAUUUAAAUGAAAUUAUCUUCAAAAAGUAAAUGUCAUGUACCAAUCUAACGUUUAAAAUAAAGAACCGAUGAGAUUUUGCAAAUUUUAUGCGUUUUAUUGUUUAAAAAAGUUCUCAAGCUCUUAAAAAAUCACCCUGUAGUAUAAUUAGUAUGUAAAACAAUAGUAACUAAAACACCUAUUAUCAAUAACGAAUCGUACGAACAACAAAGAUGAAAGGCCAAAGGGUCCAAACACUUGUACUGUAAAAUGUUGAUGUAAUACACAAAAAUAAGAUUAAUAAACAGAUAUUUA
Malaya genurostris is the source of this 9532-nucleotide messenger RNA. Its product is annotated as gastrula zinc finger protein XlCGF57.1-like. The coding region runs from base 5404 to 7464 and encodes 686 amino acids. NCBI's taxonomy places the organism in Eukaryota, Metazoa, Arthropoda, Insecta, Diptera, Culicidae. Gene Ontology annotation, biological process: regulation of transcription by RNA polymerase II. The record is from RefSeq and is a predicted model, not a curated record. The transcript has 4 exons. Gene Ontology annotation, molecular function: DNA-binding transcription factor activity; RNA polymerase II cis-regulatory region sequence-specific DNA binding.